Xenia sp. Carnegie-2017 is the source of this 2504-nucleotide messenger RNA. RefSeq names its product 39S ribosomal protein L2, mitochondrial-like. The transcript has a single exon. Gene Ontology annotation, biological process: cytoplasmic translation. Bases 126 to 956 code for a protein of 276 amino acids. The record is from RefSeq and is a predicted model, not a curated record. Gene Ontology annotation, cellular component: ribosome; large ribosomal subunit. Lineage: Eukaryota; Metazoa; Cnidaria; Anthozoa; Malacalcyonacea; Xeniidae. Gene Ontology annotation, molecular function: RNA binding; structural constituent of ribosome; transferase activity.
UACGACAAGCAACGAAAAUGCACGACGAAUAAUUGAUGAAUUAUUUUCAACACACACAUAACAACAGCCGGAUAGCGUUGAUUGUUCAAUCUUUGCCUUAACCGUCACUGAUGAAAACCUGAACGAUGCUACCAAGCAAUAUGUUUCAACCCUUGAAAAAAUUUUUUAGAAUUGGAAUUUUCUCAUCAAACAUAAAAAAUACUUUUGCGACAUCGGAAACGUGGCUGGGAAGGUCACCUUAUUCAUACGUAAAGAAGCGUCGAAGUAUACCCAACAUGGACAUACCCAAAUAUCUUAAGGAUGGUUUGGUAAGGAGAGGUCUUGGACGAUCAGGUCGCAACAAUACUGGACGUGUAACAAUCCGUCACCGAGGUGGAGGGCAUCCUCAAACAUAUCGAAUAAUCGACUUCGUACGAGCCCCUUUGGAAGAUGAGACGACAAAUACAGUUGCCAUUAAAGAUAAGAUAUUGCAAAUUGGAUAUGAUCCCUGUCGGUCGGCGCGUAUAGCAUUGUGUGCAGGCAAUGGGGAUACAAGGCAAAAACUUUUGGUUGUACCUGAUGGAGUUGCAGUUGGUGACAUAUUGACUGCAUCUCGUGGCCCACCAGAAUCUAUUUCUCGCAUUAAACCUGGUGAUGCCUAUACUUUAGGAGAGCUACCUGUUGGUAGUAUUGUAUAUAACGUUGAGUUGCAGCCAGGUAAAGGUGCCCAGCUUGCCAGAGCUGCAGGUACAUCAGUUCAACUUAUCAGAAAGACAGAUGAGCAUGCUGUCAUUUUACUUCCUUCGAAGAAGGAAAAGAGUGUUAACAUAAAUUGCUUAGCAACUGUUGGCCGUGCUUCAAAUGUUGAUCAUAAGCAUGAAAUUAUUGGUAAGGCUGGACGUGCUUGUUGGCUUGGCAAAAGACCAAAAGGAAAAACUGGAAAGGAUCGAUGGCUGUGGACAAAAAAAAGAGUUUGAUUUCACUUUCAUGAUUUCUUUUUGCCAGUGAUUUCCUGCAUAUAUCAUGGAUAGGCAAACCUGUAUCUAAUGGCAUAGGGCAUGUUAAGUGGCUACCAUGUUAUAAGCAAAUAUUUUUUCAAGAAUACUUUUUCUAUAGAAGUACUAUGUUUGUCUCUUGCAUUGAACUUAAAUACUUGGAAUGCUACCUGAAGCAAAUAAUUGUAGCCAAAUCUUACACUCAGACAUUACAGGUAGAAUUCCAUGUAUUUUAGUUCAAUGGUCUCCAGUACCUAUUAAGUGGCCAUCUUUAGCAGCCACAUAAUCCUCCAGUUUUCAUAAUAGUUAUCUCCCAUUUGCUAAGGGGAAGCAUAAUUUUUAUAACGUUGACCAAUUCGAUUUUUUCGUAUAUUGAUUAGUAGUUGAAAUGGACAGGGAUGCAAAAUGUAAACUAGUUACCUGUUAGUACCAUGUUAUAAAUUACCGUUAUAACCUAUAAAUUAUAACGGUCUGCUUCAGCGGGAGUCGUAAUCCAACUUCAAACUGUUGAUGUGUGGUCGCAAAAGUCAAAAUCGCAUUUUUUGAAUUCAGAUUUCAACAAAUAAAAAAGGUGUUAAAACUUAAAAACUUAUUCAUUUCCAUUUACUUAAAAUGAUAUACAGUUGUCAAAUGAUUUUGAUGGCUGGUAGCUUUCAUGUAGGAAAACGUUCGCCAAUUUCAUCCCAUGCUGUUUGAAACAGCCCGACUCGAAAACUAACUUUACUUUUUACGUGAUCAGCAAAAUUGCAAUGUUUACAUUGUUAAUGCAAACUUCAUAAGCCUAUACAUCGUAAAGGUACAACUGUGUCUCAAAGGAACCAAACGUUGGUUUUCAAAAGGUUUGUAGCUACUCCUCGGUGUGCAAAGAAUGCGAUUUUGACCAAAAUGCGCUUGCAUUUGCUCAUAUUUAUAUUAUGAAAUUCCAUGUCUAUAAUUGAGAAUCCUGAUCUUUCAUAAUAUUUCACAACUAUAUGGUCGCUUAUUCGGAAAUUUACAAACACCAGAAUGUUGAAGUUGGAUUACCUUUUUUAGACACCCUAUAAAAGUGUUUCAAAUUGUAAUAUGCUAUCGUGCAUUUGAUAUCGUCUUCAACGCUUACGUUUAUACAAAGCAAAUAAGAGAGGAGCUUUUUAGCUUCCCAAUAAUAUGUCUUUCAUUUAAUGACAUUCAGAAAUGAUAGAGUACUCAAUAGAAGACGAAAUUGUAUUCUUUGAAUCGAAUUGAAGACAAUUAAGGAAGAUCGUAUAGCGUAUGAUACAACCCAUUGUUUCGUUGUAUUUGUUUGAAAUAACCAUGGAAAUAACAGAGUAAAACUGCUUGGUGCUUAAAAUCAGUUUGAAAACUUUGUAGUUUGUUUGAAUACAUAAUUAGUGGUUAAUUCUAUUAUGACAUGCAGGCACAAAUUCAGGUAGAAAUAAUUUGUGAAAAAAAACACUUGGGGAAAUUAAUAGAAAAUAAGAGAAACUAAUGAUUUUCAAGGAGGUUUGUACUUAAAUUUCAAAUGUAAAUAAUAAAUUUUGUAAAACGUGA